GGUGGAUCCAAAAGGGCUCAGCCUCCUUCCGCGUCAGGUCAGAAGACUCGAGAACUCGAGGGCGAGGGCGCUGAGCUGGUGAAUCAUCCGGGCGGCGACGAGAUCGUGGCAGGGCUCCCGUUCGGCUCUUCCGUCUUGCUAACUUCGCACGAGUGCGAGCGCCGCCUGUCUCACCGUCAACAACGCAGCAGUCGCAAGGGCUCGAAUCUACGGCCUCCUGCCCCUCCGCGCAUCCUCCGCCAUCAAACUCAGAACGGGUUCGGCAACGAGAUUGAGGAAAUUGUAACUACAAGGAAAGGAUUCAACCCUGUUGAGUUGAUUCGAUAUUUGUAAGAUCUGGACUGGUCUAUGGUACUUUCACGACCUAAUUGAAAGCUCACUUGUAGGUUCUAUACUAUACUUUUUAGUGGUUCUGGCUUUCUUGACACAAUGGUGAAGCUGACAAUGAUAGCACGUGUUACUGAUGGCCUUCCACUGGCAGAAGGGUUGGAUGAUGGACGAGAUCAGAAGGAUGCUGAUUUCUACAAGCAGCAAGCUAAACUCAUUUUCAAGAACUUGUCGAAAGGGCAUCAUGAAGCUUCCCGGAUGUCAAUUGAGACAGGGACAUACUAUUUCCACUACAUCAUUGAAGGCCGAGUAUGUUAUUUGAUUAUGUGUGACCGCUCUUAUCCAAAAAAACUUGCAUUCCAGUACCUAGAAGAUCUGAAAAAUGAAUUUGAGAGGGUCAACGGAAAUCAAAUAGAAACUGCCGCCAGGCCGUAUGCUUUUAUCAAGUUUGAUACAUUCAUCCAGAAGACUAAGAAACUGUAUUUGGAUACAAGAACUCAAAGGAACAUUGCAAAAUUGAAUGAUGAGCUCUAUGAGGUGCAUCAAAUUAUGACCCGCAAUGUUCAAGAGGUGCUUGGUGUUGGUGAAAAGCUAGACCAGGUCAGUGAAAUGUCAAGAAGAUUGACAUCUGACACGAUAGUAUACGCAAAUAAGGCAAAGGACCUCAAUCGGCAGGCCUUGAUUCGGAAGUAUGCUCCUGUUGCGAUUGUGAUUGGGGUGGUCUUCAUUCUCUUUUGGCUCAAAAACAAGAUAUGGUGAAUGUGAUAUACAAAGGAAGCCGUGGCCCAUUUGACUGGAGAACAGAUGGAAAUCCGGUUGGUCGAUUCUGGAUCAAGAGAUGCUUUGGUGACUUGUAUCCCGUAUCUGCCCAUUCAAGCGAGUACUUCAGCUCUCUUUUGCUCCUCCCUACAAGAUAUUCUAGUGGAUUCGUUGUAGCAUAGACCUUAUGAAAAACUCGAAUUUUGUGCAUCCGUGGAAUUGGUAAAUACAGGCUCUGUAGAGUUGACUUUACGGCAUGGGGAUUGUAAUUUUUCUCGUGAAACUUAAUGCAAGGAUUCAGGCUGAUGAACUGGAUACUCACGCGCA
Molecule: messenger RNA, 1413 nt
Organism: Setaria italica (foxtail millet)
Lineage: Eukaryota; Viridiplantae; Streptophyta; Magnoliopsida; Poales; Poaceae
Product: 25.3 kDa vesicle transport protein
Exons: 7
Coding region: 430-1086 (218 amino acids)
Biological process (GO): vesicle fusion with Golgi apparatus; retrograde vesicle-mediated transport, Golgi to endoplasmic reticulum; endoplasmic reticulum to Golgi vesicle-mediated transport
Cellular component (GO): endoplasmic reticulum membrane; endoplasmic reticulum-Golgi intermediate compartment; SNARE complex
Molecular function (GO): SNAP receptor activity
Source: RefSeq, a predicted model, not a curated record